Molecule: messenger RNA, 13009 nt
Organism: Poecile atricapillus (Black-capped chickadee)
Lineage: Eukaryota; Metazoa; Chordata; Aves; Passeriformes; Paridae
Gene: ADCY9
Product: adenylate cyclase 9
Exons: 10
Coding region: 405-4451 (1348 amino acids)
Biological process (GO): adenylate cyclase-activating G protein-coupled receptor signaling pathway; intracellular signal transduction; cyclic nucleotide biosynthetic process
Molecular function (GO): adenylate cyclase activity
Source: RefSeq, a predicted model, not a curated record
GGCGGGAGGCGGCCCCUCGUCGGCGGCCGUGCGGGGAGGAAGCGGCGGGCAGCUGCAGCAGACAUGGAGGAGCGGUCCCCUCCCGGCGGGGGCCCGGCGUCCCCCCCGCGGGGCUGAGCCAGCGGCCCGCCCGCCCCGCGCCUCGGGAGGGCUGCGGGGGAGCGGGGCCAGCGGCGGGCGGCGGCAGCCCCGGCCCGGCUCGGCCCAGGCGAGGGGACUAUGCGGGGCUGCCCCGGCGCGCUGUGUGCGGAGCCCGGCGAGCGGCCGAUCGCCGCGGCGCUGCCCGGCCGCCCCUACGCGGCGGGGACCGGAGGAGACUAGAGGCGACUCUGCGAGGAGCCCGGUGGCUUCGACAGCCCCAGAGACCCAAGUCCGGCGCGGGCUCUUGAGGAGGAAUUGACAACAUGGCUUCCCCACCGCACCAGCAGCUGCUGCAUCACCACAGCACCGAGGUGAGCUGCGACUCCAGCGGGGACAGCAACAGCGUGACGGUGAAAAUCAACCCCAAGCAGCACCAGGGCUGCACCUCUUCCAAGCACUGCAAGUACAGCAUCUCCUCCAGCUGCAGCUCGGGGGAGUCGGGGGGCACCCGCCGAGCCGGCGGAGCGGGCGGCAGUGGCUCCGGCCUCCGCCGGCAGAAGAAGCUGCCGCAGCUCUUCGAGAGGGCCUCUUCCAAGUGGUGGAACCCCAAGUUCGACUCCAACAACCUGGAGGAGGCUUGCAUGGAGAGAUGCUUCCCGCAGACCCAGCGCAGGUUUCGCUAUGCCCUUUUCUACAUCGGCGUGGCCUGUCUGCUCUGGGGCAUCUACUUCGGCAUACACAUGAGAGAGAAACAAAUUGUUUUCAUGGUGCCGGCUCUGUGCUUCCUCCUGGUAUGUGUAGCUUUUUUUGUGUUCACUUUCACUAAGACUUAUGCCCGCCAUUACGUAUGGACUUCGCUGAUCCUCACCCUCCUGGUGUUUGCUCUGACCCUCGCUCCGCAGUUCCAGGCUCUGAAGCCUGUCUCAGGAAGUGGUGACAUGUCCAACCGGACUCCCCCGGCAGAUCCCACAGACACUUGUCUUUCUCAAGUGGGCAGUUUUUCUAUGUGUAUUGAAGUGCUCUUGUUGCUUUAUACAGUGAUGCACUUACCCCUGUAUUUAAGCUUGUUUCUGGGGCUGUCGUACUCGGUCCUCUUUGAGACCUUUGGUUAUCACUUCCGUGAUGAGAACUGUUUCACACCUCUGGGAGCUGGUGCGGUUUACUGGGAGCUGUUGAGUAAAGCCUUCCUGCACAUCUGCAUCCAUGCCAUUGGUAUUCAUUUAUUUAUCAUGUCCGAAGUCAGAUCAAGAAGCACAUUCCUGAAAGUGGGGCAAUCCAUCAUGCACGGAAAAGACUUGGAAGUGGAAAAAGCCCUGAAAGAGAGGAUGAUUCAUUCUGUUAUGCCAAGAAUAAUAGCUGAUGACUUAAUGAAGCAGGGAGAUGAUGAAAGUGAAAACUCCAUCAAACGUCAUUCCACCUCAAGCCCCAAAAACAGGAAGAAGAAGCCUUCCAUACAGAAAACCCCCAUAAUAUUCCGUCCUUUUAAAAUGCAGCAGAUAGAGCAAGUGAGCAUUUUGUUUGCAGAUAUUGUUGGCUUCACAAAAAUGAGUGCCAACAAAUCAGCCCAUGCCCUGGUGGGACUCCUGAACGACCUCUUUGGACGCUUUGACCGUCUGUGUGAGGACACUAAAUGUGAGAAGAUCAGCACUUUGGGGGACUGUUACUACUGCGUGGCUGGCUGCCCUGAGCCCCGGGCAGAUCAUGCCUACUGCUGCAUCGAGAUGGGCUUGGGGAUGAUCAAAGCCAUUGAGCAGUUCUGCCAGGAGAAGAAAGAAAUGGUGAACAUGAGAGUCGGUGUUCACACCGGGACAGUCCUGUGUGGCAUUUUGGGAAUGAGGAGGUUCAAGUUCGAUGUGUGGUCCAACGAUGUCAAUUUGGCCAAUCUGAUGGAGCAGCUCGGGGUGGCUGGGAAGGUCCAUAUUUCGGAAGCUACUGCCAAAUAUUUGGAUGAUCGUUAUGAAAUGGAGGAUGGAAAGGUGAUUGAGCGCGUCGGUCAGAGCGUGGUAGCCGACCAGUUAAAAGGUUUAAAGACCUAUCUGAUCUCAGGUCAGAAGGUGAAGGAGCCCCACUGCAGCUGUUCUCAAGCGUUGCUUCCUGGCUUGGAGUCCUCAGAUGGAGCCAGAACACCGGGAACGUCGUCAGCUGAGAACUCCAGUGACCCAAGCAAGACAACCAAACAGGUGGAAAAGCCCAAGCCUUGCCCUUCAUGUAGUACCACCCUUGCUCCCCACUGCGAUGUCAGCAUAGAUGAAGGAGCUAUCCAAAAUGGUUGUCAGGAUGAGCAUAAAAACAGUAUGAAGGCUUCAGGAGGACACAGUCCAAAGACUCAGAAUGGACUUCUGAGUCCUCCCCAGGAGGAGAAGCUGAGCAACAGCCAAACCUCACUGUAUGAAAUGCUGCAGGAGAAGGGACGCUGGGGCGGAGUGAGCCUGGAUCAGUCAGCUCUGCUCCCUCUGAGGUUCAAAAACAUCAGAGAAAAGACAGAUGCCCACUUUGUGGAUGUGAUUAAAGAAGACAGCCUCAUGAAAGAUUACUUCUUUAAACCACCUAUUAACAAGUUGAGCCUCAACUUCUUGGACCAGGAUUUGGAGAUGGCCUACAGGACGAGCUACCAGGAAGAGGUUAUAAGGAAUGCUCCAGUGAAGACAUUUGCCAGUGCUACCUUCAGCUCACUCCUGGACGUGUUCCUGUCCACCACAGUCUUCCUCAUCCUCUCCAUCACCUGUUUCCUGAAGCACGGAAUGGUCGCGUCCCCUCCGCCACCUGCGGCCGUCGUGGUGUUCGUCAUCGCCAUCCUGCUGGAAGUGCUGUCCCUUGUCAUCUCCAUCAGGAUGGCGUUCUUCCUGGAGGAGGUGAUGACUUGCACCAAGCGUCUCCUGGAGGUGAUAUCUGGCUGGCUGCCUCGACACUUCUUCGGUGCAAUCCUGGUUUCUCUCCCAGCUCUUGCAGUUUUUUCACACUUCACCUCUGAUUUUGAAACAAAUAUACAUUACACCAUGUUCAUGUGUUGUGCCAUUCUCAUCACCAUUGUGCAGUACUGUAACUUCUGCCAGCUCAGCUCCUGGAUGAGAUCCCUGCUGGCAACCGUGGUGGGAGCAGUGCUGCUCAUCCUGCUCUACGUCUCCUUGUGCCCCACCAGCUCCAUGGAAGCUCCUCAUCUAGAUUUGGCACAGAACUUUAGCUCCAGAAAGAGCCCGUGCAACAGCUCGGUGCCGAGCGACGCGAAGCGGCCGGCGGAGCUGAUCGGCCAGGAGGUGGUUCUGGUGUCCUUCCUGCUGCUCCUGCUCGUCUGGUUCCUGAACCGCGAGUUCGAGGUCAGUUACCGGCUGCACUACCACGGGGACGUGGAGGCCGACCUGCACCGCACCAAGAUCCAGAGCAUGAGGGAUCAGGCUGACUGGCUGCUGAGGAAUAUCAUCCCCUACCACGUGGCCGAGCAGCUGAAGGUGUCCCAGAGCUAUUCCAAAAACCACGACAGCGGCGGGGUGAUCUUUGCCAGCAUCGUGAACUUCAGCGAGUUCUACGAGGAGAACUACGAGGGUGGCAAGGAGUGUUACCGAGUCCUGAACGAGCUCAUCGGGGACUUUGACGAGCUGCUGAGCAAACCCCACUACAGCAGCAUCGAGAAGAUCAAAACCAUCGGGGCCACCUACAUGGCGGCGUCGGGGCUGAACACCUCGCAGUGCCAGGACAGCAGCCAUCCCCACGGGCACCUGCAGACCCUUUUUGAAUUUGCCAAAGAAAUGAUGCGGGUGGUGGAUGACUUCAACAACAACAUGCUGUGGUUUAACUUUAAACUCCGGAUCGGCUUUAACCACGGCCCCCUCACGGCCGGGGUCAUCGGCACCACCAAGCUGUUGUAUGACAUUUGGGGGGACACUGUGAACAUCGCGAGCAGGAUGGACACCACCGGCGUCGAGUGCCGCAUCCAGGUGAGUGAGGAGAGCUACCGCAUCCUCAACAAGAUGGGGUAUGACUUUGACUACAGGGGGACGGUCAAUGUGAAGGGGAAGGGUCAGAUGAAGACCUACCUUUACCCCAAGUGCAUGGACAACGGCAUCGUGCCGCAUCACCAGUUGUCCAUAUCUCCAGACAUUCGGGUUCAAGUGGAUGGCAGCAUUGGGCGGUCUCCGACGGAUGAGAUUGCCAACCUGGUGCCUUCUGUACAGAAUUCUGAUAAGAUUGCCCAUGGCACAGAUAACUCAGAGGCCAAGGACAUCCUUCCUUCCGCCAAGAAGCUCCAGAAAGACGCGGCAAAGGCAGAGGAGAGGUGCAGGUUUGGCAAAGCCGUGGAGAAGGAUGACUGUGAGGAAGCGGGGACUGAGGAGGUCAAUGAACUGACAAAGCUAAAUAUCUCUAAGAGUGUAUGAUGAACUGUCAGAGUUGCAUGAAGUGCUCUGUCCAUAGAAACACACAGACUUUUGCAAUUGGCAGUUUUCUUUUUCAAGAGAGACCUUCUCCACACCUGGGUUGUACGUUUGUGUUCAUUUCGGCACCUGGGGCUGUGUGGAUCAUGGCUCUUCAGGGCUUGUUUUCAUCCAUCUCUCUCCUCCAUGCCCCAAAUCACAUCCCAAGCUCCCCAGCUCCCUGUGCAACCAUCUUACAGCUGAGUAGAGGAUAUUAAGUGCCUUCAGAUAUACUCCAUUGGACUCCCUGUCAAGGUACAGAGGCCCCAAGUGAAAUCAUAGCUUUGGGUAUUUAUCUAAUUUUAAAGAAAAGAGAAGCUGUGGUUAUAUCAUUUUUAUUGUUGUUUCUCACAAAACACUUUUUUUGGCUAAUGCAACUCCUUGGGUUUUUUAUAUCUCUCGGAACAAUGUUUUACUGUUAUCAGACCUUUUGUAUGUAACACACAGACAUGUGCAUGUAUCUACCAUAUGAGACUGCUAUAAAGUGCCAGUAAAGCACCACAAGAAUGUCUGGGCGAGGGGUGACACACUUUGGGUCGGGCUGGAGGGCGAGUUGUGCCGUGGCUCAGCCUUUAGUUAGGGCAGGAGGAACAGCUGCUGUCGUUCUGUUCUCCUUUCCCGAUGCUUUCUGCAGCCUCCAUGUGCCAUCGUGUGCUUUGGAUACACUUCUUUUCCAUAUAGCCAAUGAGUUACUGAUCCGUGGGGAUGGAAGGAGGGUUGGGACAGUGCCAGCUCUGGGGACAGGUUUCCAGAAGCAGAGGAGAGACCACGGGAGUGCUGCAGUUCAGGGCUCCCGGCUCCGUACGCGGCUCAGUGGGCGAAGGUAGGUGACAUCAGUGUCUCUAAGCUGACUGGAGAGAGAGAAAGAGAGAAGCAAAAUAAAUGUUUUGGGAAUGCCUUUAUUUAUUUAUUUAUUUAUUUAUUUAUUUUAUUCCUGUUUGGUUUUUUGGGGGGUUUUUCUUAUUUCAUUUGGGAAUUUUUGCACGCGGAAGGGACCGGGAGAGAUGAAUUUUUUGUGGGUUUAAGAGGAGUAAUAAGACAAUGUUUGAGUCUCUUUGAACUACCAACCACUGUGAGGAUGUUACCUUAGGCAAUAUUUGUUUCCAAGCUGGCCACACUUUGGAAGCCACCAAACACAGCUGAGUAUCCCGGCUUCCCUCCAGACUGAACCAAUGGUGCUGCACAACAUUUUUCAGGAUUUUUACACACACACACACACACACACACACACACUGUGCUUUUGCAGCAGGGAAGAGAACAGAAUGCUCCCUUCCUGCUGCUGAAAGCAGGAAUAGGGAGAAGAGUCCUUGUAGUGAGCUGAGAAGCACAAUCAUUUCCCAGUCCUGCGGACAGCUCCGUGCAGGUCCCUGGGAGCAGAGGCCUGCGGGAGCCCAGGAGCUGAACUGUGGGACUGGGGGCUUAGGCUGUGCCUGUCUGCCCUCUGCAUGCUUCCACCACCUCCCUCUCUGGCAUUUGAUGCUCUGCUGGGGAUAAUAUUGACCAUUCAACUAUUCAACUCCCUCUGAUACCAAAUAAAGUGAAAGGGUUUUUAUUCCCAAACAAGUUGGUCAGCCAGGGAAGAGCUGGGGAGGGGUGGUGCUGCACUGGCUGUGUGAUGCUGGGGGCUCUUUCCAUCUGAACUCGAGUUAUGUAUUGAUUCUUCCUCUUAUCCCCAUGUGAUUUUGGGGUAUGAGUAAUAAAUAGAUCUGUUGUGGGGUUCCUGUUCAGCUGGUGGAGAUCCAUCUCCACUCCACAGUCAGCAUGGAGCCUGUGAAGCUUUUAUCAAAUGUGAGUGUGUGGGAUUUCUGGAUCUCAGUUAAACAGAACUCUGCACACAGGUCCUGCAAAGCUGUUGAUUAUGCAGGUAGUAUCCCAUUUGAUAGGAAAGCUGUUCAGAAUUCAUCUUCUUCGCUCAGUCUGCCAGGAUACAACAAACCAGGGAAUCCUCACCCCCAAAUCCCUGUGCCACAAAUGUUGUUGCCUGUUUGGAGGCUGUUCCCAAUGAGCAACAAUGUGAGGUGGUUUUGAGGGCACAGUUUUCCAGCAGCUUCCUUCUCCCUAGGUUACACUUCCCUCCUCCCCAUUGUGGGUUGCACUUCCAACUUUCAGGUAGUAAUUCUGCAAAUACCUCUUGCAUCUGAAGAAUGUAUUCCUGAAACCAUUGUUAGGGUUCUUGCUUCAGUUAAGGUGUGUCAGUAUUCCUUUUCCUACAGUCAAGGAGCUAACGUGAUCCAGAAUUGUUUACAUGCCUUCUAGUGUUAUGUUAUUGUCUCAGAGUCGUUCCAGCCUUUCUCCCUGUCACUUCUUUCUCCCAGUUUUAUAGACUCUGCCUCUCCCUGCUCAGCUGUGUGCAAGGGCAGAGCUCAGUCAGGACACACCAGCUCCUUGAGACGCUGCACAAUAACCAAACCUCCACCAGCCCCAGUCCUGCACCCGGGAGAGGUUGGCAGCCUGUGGUUAAACCCAAAAGGAAAAGGUGCUGCUGGGCCCAAAGCACCUUCCUCUUCAUUGUUCAAGCACUUCAGGAUGCAAAAUCCUUCUCCUUCAGCCUAUAAAGUACACAAGGCUCCCGUGCUGCUGUGGUGUGGGGCUCUGGGAGUUUCAUUGGCACUAAACAAAUAAAGGCACUGAGGACAGCAGCAGUGGUGGACUCUGAAAUCAAGGGCUGUUGUCUGUACUGGGAACUGCCAGUGAUGGUCCUCUGCCUUAACUGGAUUGGGAAAAGGCUCCUGGUGAGUGACCAGUUCGCUCAUUGCCAGGACAGCAGCAAGAAUCCCACAGCUGGGGCUGCCAGGGGUUAAAUCUCUUCAGUGUAAUAACCAAACCAAGAAAUUCAGUUCUCAACGGAUGGUUUGGAGGGGGAGAUACCUGUUUGUGUGGUAAACCAGUGUGAGCUGAACCUUCACAGCUCCCCUUACGCUUUUGAAGAUUUAUCCUGACACAGAAAUGACUCCGGAGUCGUUUCUAGCAGGGUUGUGUGGCUCUGCUGCAGAAUUCCUGACACGUGUGCUGGUGGGAGGCCACAGGCAAAGUUCACUCCAUUAAAAUGCCUGUGCUGUGUGUGCUGUUGGUGCCAGCAGUGCUGACAGUGAACAUGGGGGGGUGGCUGGGUCCCCCGGGAUUUAUUCAGCAAGGACAAUCUGUGUGUGGCUGUGCUUCCAAUCUUUAGGGUGGUUUAAUGACACUGAUUUAAAAUGGUUCAGAGAAGGGGCUGGGGAGAUUGCUGAGUGUUCAUGAGCCCUGUGGUGCUUUCUGCCACUUGCAGCACCUGCUCUGAAGUGCAGAGUGACAAGCAGUGCACAGAGUAUUGUGGGCACUGAGGUCUUAAUCUGCUGCUAACACACCAAAAUGCUUUUUCCUCCUUGCUGCUCCUGGGAGAGAUUUCUCAGUGAGAACCAGGUAAACGGCAUUCCUAUGGAUUAACUUCCAGCAUUAGGAUUUUGAGGAUGGAUUUGCCUCUUACUUCCCAGGAUUUGGGGCCAUUUCCCUUUGCUGGAGGUGACGUGAGCCCUGCGAGCAGAGUGAGACAGUGCCACAGUCUGGCUGCAGCUUCUGCUGUGUCCCAGGAGUGACAAAAUGAGGGGAGGAAAGGGUGGAUACCCCAAGGGCUUUACAGAAAACAUAAGUAUUUGGAUACUCUUCCUUUAGGGCUAAAACACAGAAAGGAGGUGCCCAGAGCAAAACUGAAGGGAGCUCCUCAUAGUUAUAGCAGCUUUAGCUAAAAAGGAGCUUAUUCCUCAGUAAAAGGCCAAGUUUUUAGGGUUUCUGGCAUUUUAAAAUCACUAACUCUGACCUGUUUCUAAAACUUUAAUUCUGAAUACAGCAAAAGGUGUUGCAAAGGAGCAGUUAAUUCAUGUCACAACAUCUCAAGAGGCUGAGGGUGCCUGAGGUUGGCUGUAAUGCCUUUGGCUGUUUAAAUCUGCACCUUAGCUUGGGGGAAGGGGUUCUGCCAAAUUUAAAGACCCUGUUUUCUCCCUUCUUCCCUGCUGUGGUCUCCAUCUGGAUGUUUGCUCCAUCUGGAUGGGACACACAGGUGGCUGUUGCCUCCUUGCUCCUCACCUUUGGGAACCUGUGUCUUCCUCAUUGCACGGCAGCAGCUGGGCUGAGGUCACGGCUCCUGGUGCUGCUGCUGGUGCCUCCCUGUUCCUGAUGAAAGAGGAGAUUGUGUUUGCUUUGAUGUCUUGGUCCAUUUUGCCUGGUCACAGCUGCAGCUUCCUCCUCGUGGUGGUGACAGAAGAUACAGAAGAAACACAUCCCUGCAGUUAAAUUCAAGAAUUAAAUUUUAAAAUGCAGUUGUUGUUUAUUGAUGUGAUUUUUCCAGUUGCCGGAAAUGCCAGAGGGGUGGUUGGACUGUGAGUACAGAAUGAUUUGCAUGUGGGAACAGCCAAGAUGGAGGUGCAGGGAUGACCCAGUGCCAUGGCACUGCCAUCUCAGUGCCCAGGCAGCUGUGAAAAGCCAGCUGAAGUCUCAGAGAAAUGCUGAGACUUGUCUGGCUGCUUGUGGAACAUCAGUUUGGGCAGCAAAGUCAUUUGCUCCAAUGCUUUUCUCCUUUCGAGUUCUCUCUGCAGGAUUUAGCAGUCCUUGGUUUGUUUCCUGGGGUAAAACUUGAAUUGCUCUUUGCUAUUGCUGAGACUGAAGUGUGCAGGCAGUGGCAGUGGGAUUCUGCAAAAUGCUAUCAAAAAGCUGGAAUUAGUAACCAUCACUCACCAGUUCCUGCAGGCCCUGGAGAGGUCUGAGUGCUGCCGUGCUCUGAAGGUGUCUCAGGUCAGAGCUGUAGGUGGGACACAGUCCCAAAGUCCAAAGUCCUGCUUUGGAUCCAUACGGUAACGUGCUUCCAGGUGUGGAAUCAGGGAGACAAGGAGAAGGGAAUGUGGAAUAAGCUGCUGGGUGUUGCAAGGGCUGAUCUGUAUGUGCAGGACUGCAGGAGAGGAAGGUGUCUCAGUGUGAAGCAGAGUCUCGGCUUCCCAAGCUGUUCUUGUUUUCUGGGAACCAGAAACCCUUAAAAUGGGCUGAUUUUAUUAAAAUGUGCAUUAACACCACCCUCUGAACUCUGUCCAGGGAGUUUUAUUGGUGAAAGUCAGACAGCAGGAGCUUAUUGCCUAUGUCUUAUUUAAAGAGUUCAUUUAAAAAUCAAACAUCAGGCUCUGUAGAGGUUGAAGGAGGACAAAAUAAAACAGGAGUGGGAUGUGUCUUGUCUUGACAGCGGUGCAGUUUGAGGGUGCCGUGGGAAGGAGGUUUGAGGUGCUUUGCAGACACUGGGUAAAGCUCUGGUAGGAAAAAAAUACAAAUAUUUUAUAUAAAAUCUCUUUCAAGUCUUUCUGAUGUGAACUGAACUGUCUCAGCCCUGAUAAGGGGCUGGGCUGUACAACACGUACAGAACUGUUUGCUCCUUGCCUUUGGGACUCAGUAUUGGCUCCGGAGAAAUUAGUUUGGACAAAACAGAUUGGUGGGAGACAUUUAAAGCUCUUUUUUUUUCCUUGUCCCUUACUGUAGCUGCUAAAUAUUUGCUGCCCUAACCCAGCUGCCCAGCCCGAGGCUGGCCAGGAGCUGGAGGCAGAUCCCCAGCAUCUUCCCACCCAGCUGCUCCAGGGGUGGAGUUCAGCAUCCUCCUCAGGAGCUGUCCCACGUGCCAGUCCCCACACUGGAGAUCAGUGUCUGAGGCAGCAGCUCUUGGUGUUUUACACUUCUGGAAUGACCCCAAGGCUGCUGUUGGCAUCUCCUUCCUUGGCCCUGGUAUUGUUUGCUCCUUUCUCUCCCUGUUUUCUGGCUCACUGCAACAAUUGCACAGAAUCCCAGAAUAGUUUGGGUUGGAAGGAACCUUAAAGCUCAUCCUGUUCCACCCCCUGCCAUGGGCAGGGACACCUUCCACUAUCCCAGGCUGCUCCAAGCCCCAUCCAGCCUGGCCUUGGACACUUCCAGGGAUCCAGGGGCAGCCACAGCUUCUCUGGGCACCCUGUGCCAGGGCCUGCCCACCCUCCCAGGGAACAAUUCCUUCCCAAUAUCCCAUCUAUCCCUGCCCUCUGGCAGUGGGAAGCCAUUCCCUGUGUCCUGUCCCUCCAUCCCUUGUCCCAAGUCCCUCUGCAGCUCUCCUGGAGCCCCUUUAGGCCCUGGAAGGGGCUCUGAGGUGUCCCUGGAGCCUUCUCCUCUCCAGGUGAGCACCCCCAGCUCUCCCAGCCUGGCUCCAGAGCAGAGGGGCUCCAGCCCCCGGAGCAUUUCCAUGCCCAUAAUGGAUUUUAAUGUCCAGAAAUUGAAGUGUUCACUGAAUUGAAAAACUGCAGAGAAGGUCAUGGCUGGGAACAGCUGGUACAGUCUGAAGUCCCCACUCUCACUGGUGAUGCUCUGACCAAUCUGUCAUCCAGCUCAUUGCUGGAUGUGUGGUGUAGGCCAGUGCCACCACUUCCAUGUCACUGAUUUAGCCAUCAAUUCUCAAAUCCUCCUUCGGAUGAGUCAAAGUGACUUUCUCAAGUUUUUUCUGCUUUUCCUCCCCCAGUUACUCAAGUCUUCACUUGUUUCUACCUUAGUGCAUCAGCUCCAUCUUUGGAAUUGAAGAUGGUUUGUAUUGACUUGUGCUGAGAGAUGCAGCUCAGGGCAGGGCAGGACUCGUAGCAUGUGGUCCAUCUGUGGGUGUGCCCAAGGGGAAUUGCCUCUGCAGUGACUCUGAAGCUUUGUCUUUUCCAGGAGAGCCCAGAGCUGUGUUUGGGGUUUAUUUCCAGUUCUGGAUGUUCCACUCCACCUUGUCCAAAGGAAGGGGUGGCAGCGCUGCCAGCUCUGCUCUGCAUCCCUGCCUCCGCCAGGGUUUGGCCACUGCACAGGAGGGUGCUGGUCCCACUGGCAUCAGCAAAUGUUCCAGGAGCCCACAGUUACCAGGGACCCUCUCCCCAAUUUAAUUGCUUCUGCUUUCAGAGCCCAUGCUGAGAUACAGAGAUACAUAAUAUUUAUGCCGAGACAGAGACCUGUUACACCCUACUGCAAGUACAGCUUUAAACUUCCAAAGUAAUAAACUCUUUAAAGCCAAGAGCCUUAACAACUCCAACAUCUGCUGAGACAAGAAACACAGUUCUGAGGUCGUGCUGAAUAUUUGGGAAUUUUUCCUGCUCGAUGGUGGGUGUCUCUGGUUUGCAGGGAGGCAACAGCAGUAUCCAAAGAUGACAAGAACCCUGGCCAGCCCCACUCAAUUGCCCAGGAACAGCUAAAUGAGUUCCCCCCUGUGCUCUCAGGAAAGUCACCUCGCUGCUCAGUGCCAGCUGGAGGCUUUAGGUGUUGCAUUGCUCAGGAAAGCUCCUCCUUUCCAUGCAACAGUAUUCUUAACUUAGCAUAAAACAUUGUGUUUGCCGGUGGCAGGGGCUGGAUUCCUCCUUUCUCGCCCUUUGGUUCUUUCAGCAUUGAGGACAAGGCAGGGAUGUAAAUGAUGGGAAAAGGGAGGUCAGUGGGGAAGGAGCCCCUGGAGCCAGCCCCAGUGGAGGAGAUGCCGUGUAGGUGCCUGGGCAGCAGCAGCUCCAGCAGCUGAGCUGUCCCCAAGCUCUGGGGAGCUUUGCUCCUGGGCAGCAUCCUGCCCCAUGCAGCCAGGCCAUGGACACCUUGGGAAAUGCACCUUCCCUCCUGCCUGUUGGUUUGCUUUUCUCACAGAGCAAAUUUCAGCUGGCUACUGAAAGCCUGCACUAUGAAUCAGCUGUGUCUGACCACAACCGGCUGGGGCUGGGGAUAAGGGUUGGGGUUUGGGGUUGGAUCUUCCCACCUCUGUCCACACAGUGACAGCCACACAGUGAUCCCCCUGUAGAAGCCGUCACUGGGCGUCGAGGGUGGUGGUACCUGAUUACAAACAGCCCAAGAGAGAUUGUUUCUGGAGUGAUCAGCUGAACCCAGGGUUGGUUUUGGUUUGCCAAGGGCAAGGAGUGGGCCUGGGAGGCAGCACAGGCCCCUGAGCAUCCCCUGCUUCCUUGAGAAGUUCCCUCAGCACUGACCCAGGGCUUCAGCGCUUCCUGUCCUUGCACAAGCACACGUGGGGAUGGAUAGAAAGCAUUCAUUGAAAAUGCCAUUGAAACAUUAUUGAAUUACAAAUUGAAGAUUAAUUGAGAACAGUUUCCAAUUAAAAUACUUUAAAAGGCAAAUUUAAGUGUUUUGAAAUCUCCAGGCUAGCUGGACAUUCUUUUUUCCUGGUAUCUCUGAUUCCUUUCCCUCCUGCCCAGUGCAGCCCGUGCUUCUCCCUCCCUUGCAGAGAGAGAAUCGCUCUGUUUACACGCCCUGCUGGGGCAGCCUCGCCCGGGGCUGUGCGGGGGGACGGGGCUUCCUCGCAGCAGCCUCACUGUAAAUACUCUGCCAAUGCUUCGUGGACAAACCGAGAUGGCAAAAAGUUGUAUCUGUGAAAUAUUAAGCUCUGUGUGUAUAUAGAUCCAACACGUAUUAUCUGCGGCUCUGUAAUCAAUUGUAUAUGAAACUGUUCCACUGUAUGGCCGAUCAUUUCAUGCUCUCUUAGAUGUAGAAAAGCUGAGAAAUAAUUCACAAUACACUGUGUCAACUCCAAA